This is a messenger RNA of Hipposideros armiger (great roundleaf bat), 3105 nucleotides long. RefSeq names its product prune exopolyphosphatase 1 (gene PRUNE1). The coding region runs from base 1634 to 2902 and encodes 422 amino acids. Gene Ontology annotation, molecular function: exopolyphosphatase activity. NCBI's taxonomy places the organism in Eukaryota, Metazoa, Chordata, Mammalia, Chiroptera, Hipposideridae. The transcript is spliced from 8 exons. Gene Ontology annotation, cellular component: cytoplasm. The record is from RefSeq and is a predicted model, not a curated record.
AUAAAUAAAUAGUGAGGCUUAAGGAGACCAGGCUCCCACAGCAAGGAAGAAGCAGAGCUGGGAUUCAACCCAUCUUUUCGAAGGCGAGUGCUGCUGCUUUCAGACAGAGCAGAGCAAAUUGUGCUGGGCCCCAGCACAUCAUGUUUUGUGGGUGGUGAACAGACCAGUUGGGCUGCGGGAAUGGUGGGUGCUGACUGGGCACAGCAAUGCUGCCAUCUCCCUCGGUCACUCCUAUUCCAAAAUGUCCUAAAAGUCCCAGAGUAUUCCUUUUGUGUUAGUUUCUUUUGACUGCCGGCUGAGCUUGGCUGAGCGCAAAUUACCCUUCCCCUGGAAAUCAUUUAUUAGACUUCCCCUGGAAACCAUUUCCCCUCACCCCAGAGCCAUGACGUGUUCUUGCUCCUGCUUUCCGCUUUGCUGCUUAGCCUUCUGUCGAAGCUGGAGGUCUGACCCACCCUGACUCCGCCGCCCCUGGAAUGAAGCUGUACUCAUAUGAGUGAGAUUGGGAAAGUCCUCUGAGGGCCUGGUGCCCAGCAGUAGGCCUCUCCCCCUUGCUCUCGGCCUUUUCUCUGUUCCUCUGACCUUUUUCUCCACCGUCAGGGCCAUGUGGCCGCCCGUGUUUAUAUAUUCCCUCUCUAGAGAACAUAGUGCCCCCCCCCACACACACACACUGCUUCAGUGAGCGAUUUUCCUGUGCAGCCACUUAUCUCAAGUGCUUUGUUGCCGCUUUGGUCCACGGCCAUCUGGGCAGAGGGGCCUUCUCUGGGAUCAGGAGGAGGAAUUGCGAAUCAGAGAAAUUACCCUAGGACUGGGGUCUUGGGUCCAGACUUCUCGUAUUGUGUUGGAAAAGAGUUCAUGCUGUUCAGUCCGAGUGAGUCUUGGCUGCCACCCCGCUGAGGGAGGCUUAGAGGAAUGGCCCAGCGGAGAACCUCAGGGCAAACUUUCCCCAGGGGCCCUGCACCCCAAAUCUUGACAGAUGACCGCUGCCUUUUGUUGUUCUCUCUUAGAGGUGGGAGUAGGAGGUGAGAAAGAGGGUGGUUUAAAAACAAGAACCUAGUGAGUUACUACAUAAGGCAAUUUCUCCCACCAGGAGUCUUCUGAAAUUGCCCCUUUCUUGCUGUAGCUUUCUGGGGGGCGGGGCAGGCAGGUAACAGCCAAGGGAAGAUAAUUCUAGGCUCCCCUAGACUCUCUGUUUCUAAAGUUACAUAGUUACGCAACGCUUCCUAAAGUUAUGUGACCUGGUAACUGUUCCUUGCUAUGUUUUGCUCCCCUGAGCCCCUUUCCCACUUUUCGAAACUCUUUCAUCUAAUAAAUCUUCCCUGGUCGAAGAAGCCGGAGUGUUUGGAUUUUCAGCUUUCUGGCACCCAGUAGUUCUCAGCCCGGAGUUAUUCUGCCCCCCAGGGAAUGUCUGGCAAAUCCGGAGACAUUUGAUUGUCAUGACUGGGGGUGCUGCUGGCAUCUAGUGUGUAGGGACUGGGGAAGCUGCCAAGCAUCCUGUAGGGCCCAGGACAGCCCUCACUACAAAGAAUCACCUGGUCUGAGAUGCCAAGAGGACUGAAAUGAAGACACCCUGCUAUAACAGGGGUCCCGACCGCUCCAUGUCGUGCUGGGAAAUGAGGCCUGUGACUUGGACUCCAUGGUGUCCGCUCUCGCCCUGGCGUUUUACCUGGCAAAGACGACCGAGGCUGACGAAGUUUUUGUGCCAGUUUUAAAUAUAAAACGUUCAGAGCUACCUCUACGAGGGGACAACGUCUUCUUCCUUCAGAAGGUUCACAUUCCUGAGUCCCUCCUGAUUUUCCGGGAUGAGAUUGACCUCCACGCACUGCACAAGGCUGGCUGGCUCACCCUCACUCUUGUUGAUCAUCAUGCCCUCCCCACAAGCGACGCAGCCCUAGAGGACGCAGUAGCAGAGGUGCUAGACCAUCGGCCCAUUGAGCAGAAAUGCUGCCCUCCCUGCCACGUUACGGUGGAGCUGGUGGGGUCUUGCACUACCCUGGUGACCGAGCGGAUCCUGCAGGGGGCACCAGAGACCUUGGACAGGCAGACUGCAGCCCUUCUGCACGGAACAAUCAUCCUAGACUGUGUCAACAUGGACCUUAACAUUGGGAAGGCAACCCCAAAGGACAAGAAAUACGUGGCGAAACUGGAGGCCCUCUUCCCAGAUCUGCCCGACAGAAAAGACAUCUUUGAUUCUCUGCAAAAGGCAAAGUUUGAUGUGUCAGGACUGACCACCGAGCAGAUGCUGAGAAAGGACCAGAAGACCAUCACCAGACAAGGCAUCAGUGUGGCCAUCAGUGCAAUCUAUAUGGAUUUGGAGGCCUUCCUGCAGAGGUCUGGCCUCAUUGCAGACCUCCAUGCUUUCUGUCAGGCUCACAGCUAUGAUGCCCUGGUUGCCAUGACUAUCUUUUUCAACACUCACAAUGAGCCAGUGAGGCAGCUGGCUAUUUUCUGUCCCUACGCAGCCCUCCGAAUGACGAUCUGUGGAGCCCUGGAACGCUCCCACUCUCCAUUCCUGAAGCUGACCCCUGUCCCCAGCAAUCACCCCAACCUCCAAGCCUACCUCCAAGGCAACACCCAGAUCUCUCGGAAGAAACUGCUGCCUCUGCUCCAGGAAGCCCUGUCAGCAUGUUCUGACUCCAUGACAAUCCCUUCGGGGCAGCCUGAGACCGGGGGUGUGUCCAAGGAGCAGGUGGACACGGAACUGGACAGGGGAGGUGCCCCCCUGAUUCCUGGACUGAGUCAAGAUGAGGAGGACCCCCCAUUGCCCCCCACACCCAUGAACAGCUUGGUGGACGAGUGCCCUCUGGACCAGGGGCUGCCCAAACUCUCCGCAGAGGCCAUCUUUGAGAAGUGCAGUCAGAUCUCUCUGUCACAGUCUACCAGCGCCUCCCUGCCCAAGAAGUGACUAGUGGGACAGGAGUGGAUAGUGAGAGAGGUUGCUUGAACCAUGUUUUAAGACGUUUGCAUGUUUUGAGACGUUUCAGCAAUUUUCUUCAUUGCUCCAGGAUCUGGUGUACUGUGAUCAUAAACCUGGGAGGAGAAAGAAGUACAAGAAAGCAGCUGCUUUGGGCCGGCCAAGUGGCUCAGUUGGUUAAGUUAGCUUAAGAG